This is a messenger RNA of Cajanus cajan (pigeon pea), 2876 nucleotides long. Its product is annotated as RING-H2 finger protein ATL46. Gene Ontology annotation, molecular function: ubiquitin protein ligase binding. NCBI's taxonomy places the organism in Eukaryota, Viridiplantae, Streptophyta, Magnoliopsida, Fabales, Fabaceae. The record is from RefSeq and is a predicted model, not a curated record.
GAUUAAAAUAAAGGUUGGGGGACUCAGAUGAAGAGUAGCACGCGCCAUUGUUGGUAGUGGGAUUAAAUUUUGCGUGUUUCUUUCUUUCUGUCUGUCAUCCUUUACCUCGCAGUUCGGGAACUGCUGCCACUUUCACUCUUUGGAUUCUUUCCUUCUCUAACCACAAAGCUAUUUGUCCGAUUUGGAUCACACACAGAUACAACCGUUUACAAACACCUUCACAUUUCACUUUUCUCUUCCCUCCCAAGAUUCAAUUUUCCCUUCAAAACGACCAACAUCCCACUUCUGAAGUGAACCAGUUAGGUGAGUUCAUUUCAACAUUUUGUGUGCCAAAACACAAAGAAAAAAAGGAAAGAUUUGUUGCCACAUCACUAUUUUGUAUCUAGAUGUAUGUAUGUACUUCACUUCUUUGUAUGUGUCCCAAGUUUGAGUGCAGAACAAAACAUUGAAGUGUUUAAGGCGUCAAGAUGUGACUAUGAUUGUGUUGGGUGAGGAUUGAGGAACAUGGUUUCAUGGGUGUGUGUUUGUGUUUGUCUUUGUGAUCUGUGAGAUGAGAUUGAGGUGUCAGAAAGCAUGUAUCCUAGGUUGUUGUUUUAUGACCACACCCAUUUGAAGAUGGCAUGGGUUAAGCAUCAAAUCCAGCAAAAAGACGGUUACUUGGGCUACUCACCACCUCUUUUGUCUUCACCAUACCCUCCUGGUCCUUCUUUCCACAAGGAAUCAUCAUUGCCUUCUUCAACACCGCCUUCAUCAUCUGGCACAAGAAUUAGUCCUGCUGUUCUUUUCAUCAUAGUGGUUCUUGCUGUUUUGUUUUUCAUCUCUGGCCUCCUCCACCUGCUUGUUAGAUUUCUCAUGAAGCACCCUUCUUCUUCUGCAUCUGCUCAAUCCACCAGGCAACAAGAGAUUUCCACAUCUGAUGCUCUCCAGAGGCAGCUUCAGCAGCUCUUCCACCUGCAUGACUCUGGCUUGGAUCAAGCCUUCAUUGAUGCUCUUCCUGUUUUUCAGUACAAGGAGAUUGUGGGGUUGAAGGAGCCUUUUGACUGUGCUGUUUGCUUGUGUGAGUUUUCUGAGAAGGAUAAGCUCAGGUUGUUGCCUAUGUGCAGCCAUGCUUUCCACAUAAGUUGUAUAGACACAUGGCUUUUGUCAAACUCCACAUGCCCUCUUUGUAGAGGAACACUUCUCACACAAGGGUUUUCCAUUGAGAAUCCAAUAUUUGAUUUUGAUGAUCUGAGGGAGGAUGAAGGAUGCCCUUGUAGUGUAGACAGUGGAUUCACUACUAGGCAGAAAACUGUUGUGGCUGAAGAAACUGUGGAGAAAGGUGUUUUCCCUGUGAGGCUUGGGAAGUUCAAGAAGCUGAAUGUGGAGAGUGGGGAGAGGGAAGUGGGAGAGACUAGUAGUAGCAAUUUGGAUGCAAGAAGGUGUUAUUCAAUGGGGUCUUACCAAUAUGUGGUUGGCAAUUCAGACCUAAGGGUGGCCUUGAACCAUGAAAGUAAGGGUCAAUUCACAAGAAGGCUCACCAAAGGAAUGAUGGAACAUGGUGAUGAUGGGAAGCUUUCAGUGGAGGGGGAUGUGGAAGCAAAGAAGAUUAGUAGUGUCAGUAAAGGUGACAGCUUUUCUGUGUCCAAAAUCUGGCUGUGGCCAAAGAGGGGGAAAUUACCUGGUUCUUCUUUGGAUGCUCAAUUGGGCAUGCCAGUGCCAUCUUAUACAGAUUUUCAAGGGAUGAGGGAAACACAAGGGGCAUGAAACUCUCAAAGGUAUCCACAUGUUUUCACUUUUUUUUCUUCUUGUUUCACUUGAAUUUGUUUCAAUCAAUUGAUUAAAGCAAGCUUCCCCCCUUGCCUUAGAAUUGAACAAAAAUUUUGGUGUGCUAAUUUUGACAUUGUAACUGAUUGUGCCAUACUGUUGAUGUAUUAUGAUUGUACUUUAAGAAGAUAUAAGAAAUACAUCUCUUUCUUUUGUCAAACAGAGAUCAGCAGGAGUCCUUGGUUUGAUGAAAUUAGAUUUGUGAUAGUAAAUAAAUGUUGAUCUGAGGUUAUUUGGUUAUGCCAAGUGCAAACCAUUAGGCCUAACAAUAACAAUAUAUCCUUGCUAGAUUUAUUAACUCCAUAGUUCAAUGACAAUUUUGUUUCAUCUAAUUUCUGAUAAUGAUAAUAAUAAUUAUUACAAAUGACAGAUAUACAGUAAUUGAUUAUUGAAUUGGUUGUGGAGUCUAGCCUGUUCCAAAGCCAGACUUGUCUCUAUCUGUGUCAUUGUUCUCUUCCCAUCAGUGUGUCUACUUGAUCAUGACGAGUGGCAAGUGCACUUGCUUUCUUUGCUUUUUAAGGCUUUUGGUUUUGUCUAAACUCUUUUUCUUUAUUAUUAUCGGCAUUGCACUUACUUUGUGAAUGCAAAACUUUUCUUUUCUUUUCUUUUCUUUUUUUCUUCUAAUAUCUUUUUGGCUGGGCAGUUGAGUACUGUAGUGGGAUCCAUGAAAGCUGGCGUCAUAGAAUCUUUUUACCUUGUGAUGAGUUUUUAUUCAAAAAUUGGUUGUGGUUGAACCGUGUGGGGCCAUUUUUCACCUCCCAUGUGUCCAUUUUUAAAUUAAAGACAGAUUUAUAUUAUAUCAAUCAUAAUCACAAACAAUUAGUUUAGGAAGAGAAUGAUAUUGGAUUUGCAAGUGUGCUCUAGGAUAUACUAUUAUUAGUCUCAGAUUUUUACACUAGUUUGCUUCUUUGGAAAAAAAAAAAAAAAGUAGAAAGAAAAGAUAAAAUUAGAGAAUUUAAGUAGAAAGAAAGUAGUGAGAAAAUGAAUAAAUUUUUGUACUGUUUGAUGUAAGAGAAAUAAUAAUAAUUAAAAAAAAAGUAAAGUUAUAUCUCUUGUUUGAUUAGAUAUAAGGU